AGUACAAGUAUAAAUUGGGCCUGCUUCUUUCCGAAUGCCAAACGGAGGGCACGAAAAUGGCAGAUCAGAUCAGUGGGAGCAAUGGAAACCAUGGAGUUGUCUUGGAAAUGGAAGACACUUCCAACACCAAGGAAGAGAUUAAGAGCACUUUCUUCUCUUUUCCCUUCAUUCAAAAGUUGAUUGCGGAGGUCUUCGGGACCUACUUCUUGAUAUUCGCGGGUUGCGGAUCGGUGGCGGUGAACUUGGACUACGACAAGGUGGUGACGCUGCUGGGGAUAUCGAUAGUGUGGGGUUUGGCGGUGAUGGUGUUGGUGUACUCGGUCGGACACAUCUCCGGCGCCCAUUUCAACCCGGCUGUCACCAUUGCUUUCGCCACCUGCAAGAGGUUUCCAUGGAAACAGGUACCUCCAUAUAUAUUGGCACAAGUUGUGGGAUCGACGUUGGCGAACGGGACACUGCGGUUGCUAUUCACUAGGGAGCCGAACCAUUUCCUAGGGACUCAACCGGCCGGUUCGGACAUGCAAUGUUUUGUCUUUGAGUUCAUCAUCACUUUUUACCUCAUGUUCAUCAUCUCGGGCGUUGCCACGGACAAUAGAGCAAUAGGGGAGCUCGCUGGCCUUGCUGUUGGUGCUACAGUCUUGCUGAACGUGAUGUUCGCAGGGCCAGUAACGGGAGCGUCAAUGAAUCCAGCAAGGAGCUUGGGUCCGGCGAUAGUGUUUCACCAUUACGAUAAGCUGUGGAUCUACAUCGUGGCACCGACAGUCGGGGCAAUUUCUGGGGCGUGGAUCUACAACUUGAUCCGGUUCACUGACAAGUCCAUCCGAGAGAUCACCAAGUGUGGUUCCUUCCUCCGGAGCUCCACCCGGAACAGCUCUUCUUGAGUCAAUCUCGUUCGUCUCUCUCCCUCUCUGUUCGGUCAAACUUGCUCUUCUUCUUUUUGUUUUCUUUCCCUUUUCCCCUUUUGGUUUUUGCUCAUGAUGUGUGCAUCAUAGCGAAAAGGGUUAGUUUUCAUACUUCGAUUGAUGGGUUAUUCCCUUCUGUCUGAUGUUGAAAUGUUAGUAUGUGUUUGUAUUUAGGAAGUUAUUUUCCUAAUGAC
Rhodamnia argentea is the source of this 1096-nucleotide messenger RNA. RefSeq names its product aquaporin NIP1-1-like. The coding region runs from base 57 to 881 and encodes 274 amino acids. Gene Ontology annotation, biological process: transmembrane transport. Gene Ontology annotation, cellular component: membrane. The record is from RefSeq and is a predicted model, not a curated record. NCBI's taxonomy places the organism in Eukaryota, Viridiplantae, Streptophyta, Magnoliopsida, Myrtales, Myrtaceae. Gene Ontology annotation, molecular function: channel activity. The transcript is spliced from 6 exons.